Molecule: messenger RNA, 711 nt
Organism: Lindgomyces ingoldianus
Lineage: Eukaryota; Fungi; Ascomycota; Dothideomycetes; Pleosporales; Lindgomycetaceae
Exons: 2
Source: RefSeq, a predicted model, not a curated record
AUGAACUUUAGUAUAUACAAUAUCUUCCGUAACCAAACUGGUGGAUUUCAGCCUGUCGGUUGGCAACCGGAGCCAGAAGUGCGGGGGACUUGGUCUAUUUUGUCGAGUUGUAUUGUCACGAUGCUGCUCUGCGUCUGGACUGCUAUGUAUCUUAACUUGCCCGAAUAUACGGGCACAACUGCUCAACGUCUCCGCAAAGUAGGGUGGCUUAUUCUGGGGCUUCUAGCACCUGAGAUGGUAGAAGAGUCUGAACGCUUGGGCUUGACUCCUACUCAAGAAACAAUAAGACACCACAAGUGGACGAACACCCAUAGCCUUUAUGCGAUCAUGGGAGGUUUUGCAUUCUCAACCGAAAAUCUGGAGCAAAACUUUUUGCGGGGAAGCCCAGCCCGACAAACUAUUACAAUCUCUGGACUUACCCUUCUAGCCAAUUGUAACCCCAACAGUAUCCCAGAUUUAAGCGAAGAAGAGAUCGUUGACAAGAGUAAAGCCGACGGCCUAAAGAAACUUAUUUUAUGUAUCCAAGCCGGUGGCUUUCUUAUCUCUACCAUCUUCCGUAUGGCAACGGGAUAUACAAUAUCGCUCCUGGAGUUAAACACUUUCGCUCACUGCGUUUGUGCUCUGAUGGUAUACGGGUUUUGGUGGUCAAAACCUUUAGAUGUACAAGAACCGACUCUUAUCUCUAUAGCGGAUAAUCGCGGCCUAGUGGCC